UACAGCUCCCGAAAGGCUGCGGGCGCGGAGAGCGGGUGGCCUCGCUUCCUACUCCGGCGCGGCCGCCACGGCGUCGCGGGAGCCGAUGGAGGGCGCCGAGGCGCUGGUGCGGUGUCCCGUGUGCCUGCGGGAGCUGCGGGGCGCGCUCAUCAACUCGCACCUGGACCGCUGCUUGCAGGCCGCGGAGGGCGAGGCGCAGCGGGGCUGCUCACCUCCCUCCAAGAGGCCGCGUUUGGCCGCCGCUCCGCCGGAGGGCGAAGCGGAAGAGCAGCCCGAGGAGGCCCGGCCGGCGGCCGCCCCCGUUUUUUCCCUCUUCCACAAGGGCCAGAGCCCGGGAGCCCCCGGCAGGAGGAGCGGGGCCGGGCGGGGAGAUGCCGCCGAGCAGCCGGAGGAGGGCGGCGGGCCCGCGCUGCGCGGGGCGAGCGUGGCUGAGCGGCUGGAGGGGCAGCCCCUGGCCGACAGGCUGCGGCCGGACACGCUGCAGGACUACGUGGGGCAGGAGCGAGUGCUCGGCGCCCACACCUUACUGCGGUCCCUGCUGGAGUCUCACGAGAUCCCCUCCCUCAUCCUCUGGGGGCCGCCGGGCUGCGGCAAGACUACCCUCGCGCACAUAAUCGCCAACAGCAGCAAAAAGAAAGGCAUGAGGUUUGUGACACUGUCAGCCACAAGUGCCAAGACAAAUGAUGUUCGAGAUGUCAUCAGCCAAGCCCAGAAUGAAAAAAGGCUCUUCAAGAGAAAAACCAUUCUCUUCAUCGACGAGAUCCAUCGGUUCAAUAAAUCUCAGCAGGACACUUUCCUUCCUCACGUUGAGUGCGGGACGGUGACUCUGAUAGGAGCAACGACAGAAAACCCGUCCUUCCAAAUCAACGCAGCUCUCCUGAGCCGGUGCCGGGUGAUCGUUCUGGAGAAGCUCUCAGUUGAGGCAAUGGAGGCAAUUCUGCUGCGGGCUGUCAAGUCUUUAGGAGUCCAGGUUUUGGGCCAAGGCAGCCAGCACGGCAGCUCUGCGACUGACAGCGGCAACAAGAGCACAGAAUUACCUGUGUACGUAGAGGAGAAAGCUCUAAGUACUCUCGCCUACCUUUGUGAUGGUGAUGCGAGGACUGGAUUGAAUGGACUUCAGUUAGCAGUUCAGGCCAGACUGGCAGCAGGGAAGACCACUCUGCUGAGCUUUACCAAAGGUUGUUCUGCCAGUGGAGUUCUGAUAACGGAAGAACAUGUGAAGGAAGGUCUACAGCGAUCGCACAUCCUCUAUGACCGAGCAGGAGAAGAGCAUUACAAUUGCAUCUCUGCCCUGCAUAAGUCUAUGAGAGGCUCAGAUGAAAACGCAUCCCUCUACUGGCUUGCUCGAAUGCUUGAAGGUGGUGAAGAUCCGCUCUACGUGGCAAGGAGGCUGGUGAGGUUUGCAAGCGAAGAUAUAGGGCUGGCCGAUCCUUUGGCUUUAACGCAAGCAGUUGCUGCUUAUCAAGGUUGUCACUUCAUUGGCAUGCCAGAAUGUGAGGUCAUUCUAGCACAGUGUGUAGUGUAUUUUGCAAGAGCACCAAAGUCUAUAGAGGUGUACAGGGCAUACAGCAAUGUCAAAGAAUGUCUGAGAAUGCACACAGGACCGCUGCCACCUGUUCCAUUGCACCUGAGAAAUGCCCCGACGAGGCUUAUGAAGAACUUGGGCUAUGGUAAAGGCUAUAAGUAUAACCCCAUGUACAAGGAACCUGUGGAGCAGGACUAUCUGCCGGAAGAGCUGAAAGGAACAGACUUCUUUAAGGAACAAAGAACAUGACAGCCCUGCUCUGAAUACUUCUUGUUUUCAUGAUGCAUACACUUGUACUGGGGUGAAGAUUUCCCUGCUAAUUUCAGUCCAGUAUUUCUGGAGCAGAAAGUACGAAAUCACUCAGCCCUUGAGAUAUUUUUGGUUUUCUGCUGUCAUUCCAAAGGAGUUAGGCAAUAUGGAAAUACAAAGGUAAGCUUUGCAAUAUAGUUCUGUAACCCUCUGGUUCAGGAGAGGUGGAGAAAGAAGUGUCUUCCACUUCUGGCUCUUGUAGUGAGAUAAGGAAAACGAUCAUGCUGCUUUUUGAAAUCUGUAUCCAUUUCAAACUCCUAGAAUGUUUUUUUUCUAGAAAAAUAAGAGACUGUUCUCCUCUGCCCCACUAAAAUAUAGUAAACAAAAUAUAAUCACAAUUUAAUUCUUCCUUUUAUGUUUCAGAGAAAUAUUCUCCAACAACAUUUAUUCAACUAAUAAACUUGUUGAAAACAA
Messenger RNA from Numida meleagris (helmeted guineafowl), 2248 nucleotides. RefSeq names its product Werner helicase interacting protein 1 (gene WRNIP1). Gene Ontology annotation, biological process: regulation of DNA repair; DNA repair; DNA-templated DNA replication. NCBI's taxonomy places the organism in Eukaryota, Metazoa, Chordata, Aves, Galliformes, Numididae. Bases 86 to 1774 code for a protein of 562 amino acids. The transcript is spliced from 7 exons. Gene Ontology annotation, cellular component: nucleus. Gene Ontology annotation, molecular function: single-stranded DNA helicase activity; DNA binding; enzyme activator activity. The record is from RefSeq and is a predicted model, not a curated record.